CGGGGGAACCGGCCGGGCCCGGCCCUCUACGUUCCCCAAGUGUUCUGGGCCGGGCUGCUUAACCGGAAGAUUGGGGGCGGGGAAUCUGAAGAAAGGAAACCGAGUUUGAAACGGUCAGUCGGCCCUUCCGACAGGAACGGGCGAAGGGGACUCUCGGUUCCUGGAGAGCUCUCGCCACGGCCCGGCGGGGGUGGGGGAUGACCCGACACGAGGAGAGCCCGGGAAGCUGGACCCGGUGACGACUCAGGGAGGCCCAACCGAGGCCGAGACUGGAGGUCGAUCCCCUCCCCCGGCCUCCAACACGGCCCCCUCGCAACGGCCCCUAUGGGCCCAGGGGACCAGCGAGAAGCUCAUUCCCGAAGACCGGCCGUCGCCUGGGGUUAAAAACCGACCCCGUCCAAAGAUCCACCACAUUCAACUGCCGACUGCAUCGACGCGGAGAAGCCGGAUGUGCCCGGGGCCCGCUCGGGUGGGGUCGGAGCCUGGAGCGAGGGAGGCGGUAAGGGCGAUGGCUCAAGCGGGACUCAGUGCAGGAAUGAGUUCACCCGAUUCCUGCUAGGCCGCUGGUUUAUCGACUGUGGCUUCACACGCCCCUCACGGAUCAUUUAAUGCUUUGUCUGUCACAGAGUGCAGGGGUCGCGGUGCCCCAGGGGAGGGCGGGGAGGGGCUCCCUCCCCCCCUUUCCCACAGCUCCCCGGGGCCCGGACUUCCCAUUUGCUCAGCUCUGCCUCAGUUCACCAGUAUCACCGGGAAAUGACUGGCUUUGGCUCUGCUACAGAGAAAUACCUUGAGGGAGAUUUUCCUUUCUUCGCCCACCCCAGGAAGACGGGACGCCCCGAGCACGUGAACUUGUCCAGGCCACGGGUUCCGGGGGCAGCCCGGGUGCCCGGAGGCUAGCGGGGCCUCAGCUGGGGAACCGGGGACCAAGCCGGUCCCGGCCUGCUGCCGCCUUCUAAUCCGUCGUCCGCUCCUCUCCCGGGCUGGAAGUUGAGAAAGCGUCCGGCCCCCGGGACCAAACUGAGCCGGCGAUAGCCCCGGGGGCCAAGAAUCCAUUCUGUGGGAUUGGAGACCCGCCUCACCCCGGGCUCGGAUUUUGGGACCAACGGUCCAGCCCCUCGACCCUGGCCGGGGGAUGUGGAGAACUACAUUUGGGACAGAGGUGAAAAGGCUGCUACACCCAAAGGGCCCGAGGGCAGUGGUCACCACCAAUCUGUCCUGGUUCUCUGUCCUCCUCAGUCUUCCCAAGUGGAGGCCCGCUCUCGCUUCCUCCUGCCCACGUGUUCCGUGGGUCUGGGGCGGAGGCAGGCCCUUCUGUCUCUGUUCGAGGGGCUCCCUCCGUCGGCCCAGGGUCUAGGAGAGGGCCUCCAGCUGGGUGUUGGGAAGAAGAGGAGGAGGAGGAGGAGCCCCGAAGAUGGAUGAGGCUCUUUAGGCUCAAAAAGGAGGAACUGGAUCAAAAAAGUACCGGAGGUUAAUGAAUGACCAAAUGGAAAAUGAAAGCGACGCCUCCUCAAAAGGUGCAGAAGAGGGGGAAAUUCUUGAAAACCAAACAAUGAUGAAAGGAAAAUGAGCUCGUGAAUAAAGCCAGGGCACCAUGGAGCCGGCCCACCCACAAGCCGGCCACAAGUCGGUCGGUCCGCCGGUCGGUCGUCCGGCCGGCAUGGCUCAGCGAGGGCUCCUGAGAGCCUGGCUCUUGCUGCUCUUCUGGGCCGGGGCCUCUUCCCCUCACUGCUCCGGCCUGUGGCACCAGCUCCCGCGGGGCCUCUCGCGCGCCUUGCAGCUCCUGGACCAGGUGGCCGGCAGGUUCCCCCUCGAGUGCCUCGGGGCCGAGGAGAACUUGCGCUUCCCCCGGAAGGUCUUCGGGCCCGCGCGGCCCCGCCGGCCCAACGCCAUGCUUAUCGCCCAGCAGAUCUGCCACCAGGUCCUCGAUGUCUUCAGCCGAAACCUGCCCCCGGCAACCUGGGCCCGGGACAGCCUGGAGGCCUUCCUGCGGCUGCUGGACCGGCAGGCCGAGCGGCUGGGGCCCUGCGGGGCGGGCCGGGGGAGCCCCCGACCCGCCGGCGGCAAGCUGAGGAAAUACUUCCGCAGAGUCCAGCGUUUCCUGAGGCGUGGCAACCAGAGCGACUGUGCCUGGGAGAUUGUCCGGGCGGAGACCCGGAGGGGCCUGCAGAUGACCGAACUCCUGGUGGCCCGGCACGGGACCGCCCCCAGCCGUUUCUGACUCCGAGACAAAGCGACGGUGGGUGUCCCUCUGUCAUCGAGUCUCCGUUUUGAAAUACAUUCUCUCUCUCGUUCUCUCUCCUGCCUCUCUCUCCCUUCACCGGCUCCUGGGUCCUUUGAGGAUGCGGCACUCCAGAAAGACCCAACUGUGCCCAGUGACCUCAGCCAGAUCCACCUGAACGGCGGGGUCAAGGGAAGAGGAAGCAGGCAGCUCCUGGCAAGAAGGGCAACCCUCCCGCCCCCCGCCCCCGACACCGCGGGCUUCGUCUGGCACGAUCGGCCCCGGGAGGGCGAAGGGGCCGACGAGCACUCUCGCGACGGCUUCUGACUUACCAUUGGCAGCCUGGAUUGGAGCAUCUGGAGAUCAUCGUAACCAUAAAUCUGCUUGAAGACACAGUAAGGAGACGAAGCCAUCGUAUCAAUCCUUGGCGGCACCGGACCGGUCCGAGGCCCCCUUUCGGAAGCCCCGGGGCUGGGGUCUAAAACUCUGGCCGGGUCAGGCAGGGCAGAUCCCUGCCCUCCGCCCCCCCUGGGGGCACAGCGCUCCUCCACCUCCUCCCCAAGGAUGGGCAGGCUCCCAGAGACUGGCCAGAGGAGAGUGGUGAGACCGUUGGUGGGGGGGGGGGGGGGUAGAGGAGGAAAAGGCUUUGGUUCUGAUGACUAUUCAGCUCCAAGGAGGAAGACAGAUUACCAGCCGCGAGAAGGGGUGUGUUGCUCGGCAGACAGAGAGGGUCCGUGCUCCCACCGCGACCCGGGGCUUGGCCGCUCAGGUGCGGGAUCCGGCGCCCCUGAGUUCCGGCCGCCGUCCAGUGGCACCCAGCAGGUACAAGAGCCGCCACUUUGUGGGCAGGGGAUCCCCAGCAAAAGCCCUGGGCCCCACACGAGGGUGGGCGGGGGAGAGACCUCAUCUACCCUCCCCAGCUAGCCAGAGCGGUGGCUCCCAAGGCUCCGUCGCCUCCCUCAAAUUGCUGGCUAGAGCCGGACCGUCGGGCUCUAACCACCCGGCACUCCCGGGCAGAUGGGGAAAGGAAGUGCCUUGGAGGGGGCGGGCUGGCUCCCAGCAGCUCCUUGCCUGCUGACUCUUUAUUCCCGGGGCUUUCUGGAGCCAAUAUCAGGGGCUCCUCCCCUCUCCGAACCCUCCGGGAUGCUGGUGAACCAGCAAUGCCCCCAAAGCCACCCCCAAAGCCGCCCCCAAGGCCUUUGGACCCGGGUCCUUCACGCGCCAGACCAAGAGAGUCCAAGCCAAGGGCUUACUGGGUAGGCAGGCAGGAGUCCUCCGGGGCCCACGAUGUACUGGUUGUGUAACAGCGGCGGGACUCCCUGCGGCAGGUUCGGGGGAGCUUUGCCUG
Ornithorhynchus anatinus (platypus) is the source of this 3566-nucleotide messenger RNA. Its product is annotated as interferon alpha-12-like. Gene Ontology annotation, cellular component: extracellular region. NCBI's taxonomy places the organism in Eukaryota, Metazoa, Chordata, Mammalia, Monotremata, Ornithorhynchidae. Gene Ontology annotation, molecular function: cytokine receptor binding. Gene Ontology annotation, biological process: defense response. The transcript has a single exon. The record is from RefSeq and is a predicted model, not a curated record. Bases 1592 to 2218 code for a protein of 208 amino acids.